AGGCCCAACAUCGUGUUUUUGGCCCCGCCGUGGGGUCAGGUGGCCCUGAGGGUUGUCCCCAGUGGGCCUUGGCCUGCCCUGUCCUUGUGGGGGUGUCAGGCCAGGGCCUGAGGGCUGGGCCUGGCUGCAGGGCCUCCCCGGCUGGGUGGGAGCCCGUAGUCUCGCGGGAAGGCGGUGCUGCUCGGAGGGGCCACCCCUCCCGGGGUCAGUCCUGGAGGAAGGAUGGGUUUGAUGUUGGACACGGUGUGUCUUCUGGAAGCCAACAGAACAAUCUGUGUGUGUGGACUCCUCUGACCCACUUGCUGGCACAUUUUACUUUUCUUUUUUUUUUGUUGUGGGAGAGUUACUUCAAGUUGUGUUUGGAGCUGACGUGAGUGAAAGGCUGGUCAUGUGCUCGGGUGCCUGUAAUAGGGUGGCCUGAAAGCAGAUGACGAGGACUGGCUUUUAACUUCAGUGGCCAUUGAGAAGGAGCUUACCAGGGCCCCAAAGCCCCUGGACACCCACUGCCAUGUCGGGAUCCACGCAGCCUGUGGCACAGACGUGGAGGGCCACGGAGCCCCGCUACCCGCCCCAUGGCAUUUCCUACCCUGUGCAGAUUGCCCGGCCCCACACGGAUGUCGGGCUGCUCGAGUACCAGCACCACCCCCGUGACUACACCUCACACCUGUCUCCCAGCUCCAUCAUCCAGCCCCAGAGGAGGAGGCCUUCACUGCUGUCUGAAUUCCAGCCUGGGAAUGAAAGGUCCCAGGAGCUUCACCUGCGGCCUGAGUCCCACUCGUACCUGCCCGAGCUGGGCAAGUCAGAGAUGGAGUUCAUUGAGAGUAAGCGCCCUCGCCUGGAGCUGCUGUCCGACCCGCUGCUGCGGCCCUCACCUCUGCUGGCCGCUGGCCCACCCGGGGUCUCUGAGGACUUGUCCAAGGACCGCAGCUUGACAGGCAAGCUGGAGCCAGUGUCUCCUCCCAGCCCCCCCCACACCGACCCUGAGCUGGAGCUGAUACCUCCACGGCUCUCCAAGGAGGAGCUGAUCCAGAACAUGGACCGGGUGGACCGCGAGAUCACCAUGGUGGAGCAGCAGAUCUCCAAGCUGAAGAAGAAGCAGCAACAGCUGGAGGAGGAGGCUGCGAAGCCGCCAGAGCCCGAGAAGCCGGUGUCACCACCGCCCAUUGAGUCCAAGCACCGGAGCCUGGUGCAGAUCAUCUACGACGAAAACCGGAAGAAGGCUGAAGCUGCACAUCGGAUUCUGGAAGGCCUGGGGCCCCAGGUGGAGCUGCCCUUGUACAACCAACCCUCUGACACUAGGCAGUAUCAUGAGAACAUCAAAAUAAACCAGGCAAUGCGGAAAAAGUUAAUCCUGUACUUCAAGAGGAGGAAUCACGCUCGGAAACAAUGGGAACAGAAGUUCUGCCAGCGCUAUGACCAGCUCAUGGAGGCCUGGGAGAAGAAGGUGGAGCGCAUCGAGAACAACCCCCGGCGGCGGGCCAAGGAGAGCAAGGUGCGGGAGUACUACGAGAAGCAGUUCCCUGAGAUCCGCAAGCAGCGGGAGCUGCAGGAGCGCAUGCAGAGCAGGGUGGGUCAGCGGAGCAGUGGGCUCUCCAUGUCGGCAGCCCGCAGUGAACACGAGGUGUCCGAGAUCAUUGACGGCCUCUCAGAGCAGGAGAACCUAGAGAAGCAGAUGCGCCAGUUGGCUGUGAUCCCACCAAUGCUGUAUGAUGCCGACCAGCAACGUAUUAAGUUCAUCAACAUGAAUGGGCUCAUGGACGACCCCAUGAAGGUGUACAAAGACCGCCAGGUCAUGAACAUGUGGAGUGAACAGGAGAAGGAGACCUUCCGGGAGAAGUUCAUGCAGCACCCCAAGAACUUUGGCCUGAUCGCAUCAUUCCUGGAGAGGAAGACGGUGGCUGAGUGUGUCCUUUACUACUACCUGACCAAGAAGAAUGAGAACUACAAGAGUCUGGUGAGACGGAGCUAUCGGCGCCGUGGCAAGAGCCAGCAGCAGAUGCCCCGGAGCAACCAGGACGAGAAAGAUGAGAAGGAAAAGGAGAAGGAGCCCGAGAAGGAGGAGGAGAAGCUGGACGUGGAGAACGACAAGGAGGAGCUGAGCAAGGAGAAGACGGAUGACACCUCUGGGGAGGACAACGAUGAGAAGGAGGCAGUGGCCUCCAAAGGCCGCAAGACUGCCAACAGCCAGGGGAGACGCAAAGGCCGCAUCACCCGCUCAAUGGCCAACGAGGCCAGCAGCGAGGAGGCUGUCACCCCGCAGCAGAGCGCUGAGCUGGCUUCCAUGGAGAUGAAUGAGAGCUCCCGCUGGACCGAGGAAGAGAUGGAAACAGCCAAGAAAGGUCUCCUGGAACACGGCCGGAAUUGGUCGGCCAUCGCUCGGAUGGUGGGCUCCAAGACCGUGUCUCAGUGUAAGAACUUCUACUUCAACUACAAGAGGAGGCAGAACCUGGACGACAUCCUGCAGCAGCAUAAACUGAAGAUGGAGAAGGAGCGGAAUGCACGGAGGAGGAAGAAGAGAGCCCCAGCCGCCAGUGAGGAGGCCGCCUUCCCGCCCGUGCUGGAGGAUGAGGAGAUGGAGGCAUCGGGCGUGAGUGGGAAUGAGGAGGAGAUGGCAGAGGAGGCAGAAGCCUUACACGCCUCUGGGAGCGAGGUGCCCAGAGGGGAAUGCAGUGGCCCAGCUGCUGUCAAUAACAGCUCCGACACUGAGAGCAUCCCCUCGCCCCGCACAGAGGCUGCUAAGGACACGGGGCAGAAUGGACCCAAGCCCCCACCUGGCCCAGACACCAAUGCACCACUCCCCGAGCCGCCCACUCCACCACCAGAGGAUACCCCGGCCUCCAGUGAUGCUGCCCUGGCCCCUGAAGCCGUCAGCCCACCCACACCCCCUCCAGCACCCUUGUCACCCCCCAUGCCCCCUUCUGUGGUCCCCAAGGAGGAGAAGGAGGAAGAGGACACAGCAGUUCCCCCUGCGGUGGAGGAGGAGCAGAAGCCUCCCAUUGCCCAAGAGCUGGCAGUGGACGCAGGCAAGACAGAAGAGCCAGGCGAGGUGGCCCCUGCAGAGCCAGUCAAGAGCGAGUGCAAGGAGGAGGCCACAGAGGAGGGGCCCGAACAGGGCAAGGGGGGCAUAGAAGCCGGUGCCGAGGCAGUCCCCGAGGGGGCGCUCAAGGGGGAGAAGAAGGAGGGUGGCGGCCCUGGGGGCAGGGGCCCCUCAGCCAAGGGCUCCAGCGCCACCCAGGACAGUGACUCCAGCGCCACGUGCAGCGCAGACGAGGUGGACGAGCCGGAGGGAGGUGACAAGCACAGGCUGCUGUCACCGCGGCCAAGCCUCCUUGCCCUGGCCAGCGACACCAGGGCCAACGGCUCACCCCAGAAGCCACUGGACCUGAAGCAGCUGAAGCAGCGGGCAGCCGCCAUCCCCCCCAUCCAGGUCACCAAAGUGCAUGAGCCCCCCCAGGAGGACGCAGUUCCCCCUAAGCCAGCCCCACCAGCCCCACUGCUGCCACAGCACCUGCAGCCUGAGAGUGACACCCCCCAGCAGCCCAGCAGCAGCCCUCGGGGCAAGAGCAGGAGCCCUGUGCCUCCUACUGAGAAGGAGGCAGAGAAGCCUGUGUUCUUCCCAGCCUUUGCAGCCGAGGGCCAGAAGCUACCCACGGAGCCACCAUGCUGGACAUCGGGCCUGCCCUUCCCUGUUCCGCCUCGUGAGGUGAUCAAGGCCUCCCCGCACGCCCCUGACCCCUCGGCCUUCUCCUAUGCCCCACCUGGUCACCCGCUGCCCCUGGGCCUCCACGACACUGCCCGGUCUGUCCUGCCACGCCCACCCACUAUCUCCAACCCGCCGCCCCUCAUCUCCUCCACCAAGCACCCCAGCGUCCUCGAGAGGCAAAUGGGUGCCAUCUCCCAGGGAAUGUCGGUGCAGCUCCACGUUCCCUACUCAGAGCACGCCAAGGCUCCUGUGGGCCCCAUCACUAUGGGGCUGCCCCUCGCCAUGGACCCCAAGAAGCUGGCACCCUUCAGUGGAGUGAAGCAGGAGCAGCUGUCCCCGCGGGGCCAGGCAGGGCCGCCGGAGAGCCUGGGGGUGCCCACGGCUCAGGAGACAUCUGUGCUGAGAGGGACGUCUCUGGGCUCGGUUCCGGGAGGAAGCAUCACCAAGGGCAUCCCCAGUACGCGGGUGCCUGCUGAGAGCCCUGUCACGUAUCGUGGCUCCAUUACCCAUGGCACGCCGGCCGAUGUCCUGUACAAAGGCACCAUCACCAGGAUCAUUGGCGAGGACAGCCCCAGUCGGCUGGACCGUGGCCGGGAGGACGGCCUGCCCAAGGGCCAUGUCAUCUACGAGGGCAAGAAGGGCCAUGUCCUGUCCUAUGAGGGUGGCAUGUCUGUGUCCCAGUGCUCCAAGGAGGAUGGCAGGAGUAGCUCAGGACCUCCCCAUGAGACAGCUGCCCCCAAGCGCACUUAUGACAUGAUGGAGGGCCGUGUCACCAGGGCCAUCUCCUCAGCCAGCAUUGAAGGCCUCAUGGGCCGUGCCAUUCCACCUGAGCGACACAGCCCCCACCAUCUCAAAGAGCAACACCACAUCCGAGGCUCCAUCACACAAGGGAUCCCACGGUCCUAUGUGGAGGCCCAGGAAGACUAUCUUCGCCGGGAAGCCAAGCUCCUGAAGCGCGAGGGCACGUCACCACCGCCCCCGCCACCCCCACGGGACCUGGCUGAGGCUUACAAGGCCCGGCCCUUGGAGGCCCUGGGACCCCUGAAGCUGAAGCCAGCCCACGAGGGCCUGGUGGCAACAGUGAAGGAGGCUGGUCGCUCCAUCCAUGAGAUCCCCCGUGAGGAGCUGCGGCACACGCCUGAGCUGCCCCUGGCCCCGCGGCCGCUCAAGGAGGGCUCCAUCACACAGGGCACCCCGCUCAAGUAUGACACCAGCACAUCCUCUACCAGCACCAAAAAGCAUGACGUGCGCUCCAUCAUUGGCAGUCCAGGCAGGACUUUCCCGCCCGUGCACCCACUGGACGUGAUGGCAGACACGCGUGCACUGGAGCGUGCCUGCUACGAGGACAGCCUCAAGAGCCGGCCAGGGGCAGCCAGCAGCACCGGGGGCUCCAUCACCCGCGGGGCUCCGGUCAUUGUGCCUGAGCUGGGCAAGCCACGGCAGAGCCCUCUGGCCUAUGAGGACCACGCAGCACCUUUUGCAGGCCACCUGCCGCGUGGCUCCCCUGUGACCACGCGAGAGCCCACCCCACGCCUGCAGGAGGGCAGCCUCUCGGCCAGCAAGGCAUCCCAGGACCGAAAGCUGACAUCGACACCCCGAGAGAUUGCCAAGUCCCCACACAGCGCUGUGCCCGAGCACCACCCCCACCCCAUCUCGCCCUACGAGCACCUGCUUCGGGGUGUGAGUGGUGUGGACCUGUACCGUGGCCACAUCCCGCUGGCCUUCGACCCCACCUCCAUACCCCGUGGAAUCCCUCUGGAUGCAGCUGCCUAUUACCUGCCCCGGCACCUGGCCCCCAACCCCACCUAUCCACACCUGUACCCGCCUUACCUCAUCCGUGGCUACCCUGACACAGCAGCGCUGGAGAACCGCCAGACAAUCAUUAAUGACUACAUCACCUCGCAGCAGAUGCACCACAACGCAGCCACCGCCAUGGCCCAGCGAGCUGACAUGCUCAGGGGCCUCUCACCCCGCGAGUCCUCGCUGGCUCUCAACUACGCCGCUGGCCCACGAGGCAUCAUCGACUUGUCCCAAGUGCCACACCUGCCCGUGCUGGUGCCCCCAACACCGGGCACACCAGCCACCGCCAUGGACCGCCUUGCCUACCUCCCUACUGCACCCCAGCACUUCAGCAGCCGGCUCAGCAGCUCCCCACUCUCCCCAGGAGGUCCCACGCACUUGACAAAACCCACCGCCACAUCCUCAUCUGAGAGGGAACGGGAACGCGAGCGGGAACGGGAGAAGCCUGUCCUCACGUCCACCACUACUGUGGAACACGCGCCCAUUUGGAGACCCGGUACAGAGCAGAGCAGCGGCGGCGGCGGGGGUGGGGGCAGCAGCAGCCGCCCCGCCUCCCACUCCCACUCCCACCAGCACUCGCCCAUCUCACCCCGGACUCAGGACGCCAUCCAGCAGAGGCCCAGCGUGCUGCACAACACAGGCAUGAAGGGCAUCAUCACCUCCGUGGAGCCCAGCACACCCACGGUCCUGAGGUGGGCCAGGUCCACUUCCACCUCCUCGCCUGUCCGACCGGCUGCCACAUUCCCACCUGCCACCCACUGCCCGCUGGGCGGCACCCUUGACGGGGUCUACCCCACCCUCAUGGAGCCCGUCUUGCUGCCCAAGGAGGCCCCACGGGUUGCCCGGCCCGAGCGGGCCCGCACGGACGCCGGCCACGCCUUCCUCGCCAAGCCUCCAGUGCGCGCGGGGCUGGAGCCCGCCUCCUCCCCCAGCAAGGGCUCGGAGCCCCGGCCUCUGGCAGCCCCGGGCCCCAGCCACGCAGCCAUCGCCCGCACUCCCGCGAAGAGCCUCGCACCCCACCGCGCCAGCCCGGACCAGCCUGUGCCGCCUGCCUCGGCCGCGGACCUGCACCGGGAAAAGACUCAAAGUAAACCCUUUUCCAUCCAGGAACUGGAACUCCGUUCUCUGGGUAAGACCACCCUGACAGCGGCCACCUUCAUAGACGCGAUAAUCAUGCGUCAAAUUGCUCACGAUAAAGGGCCGCGAGAAGGAGGUUCGCUGGCCAACGACUCCCCUCGCGAUGGUUACCAUGGCGGGGGCAGCUACAGCCCCGAUGGGGUGGAGCCUGUCAGCCCCGUGAGCUCACCCAGCCUGGCCCACGACAAGGGGCUCCCCAAGCACCUUGAGGAGCUCGACAGGAGCCACCUGGAGGGGGACCUGCGGCACAAGCAGCCAGGCCCUGGGAAGCUUGGUGGUGAGGCUGCACACCUCCCACACCUGCGGCCGCUGCCUGAGAGCCAGCCCUCAUCCAGCCCACUGCUCCAGACCACCCCAGGGGUCAAAGGUCACCAGCGGGUGGUCACCCUGGCACAGCACAUCAGUGAGGUCAUUACACAGGACUAUACGCGGCACCACCCACAGCAGCUCAACGCACCCCUCCCUGCUCCCCUCUACUCCUUUCCUGGAGCCAGCUGCCCCGUCCUGGACCUCCGCCGCCCACCCAGUGAUCUCUACCUCCCACCCCCAGACCACGGCGCCCCAGCCCGUGGUUCACCCCACAGUGAAGGGGGCAAGAGGUCUCCAGAGCCAAGCAAGACGUCGGCCCUGGGCAGUGGUGAGGAUGCCAUCGAGCCCGUGUCCCCUCCAGAGGGCACAGCAGAGCCUGGGCAUACCCGGAAUGCCAUGUACCCACUUCUGUACCGGGAUGGGGAGCAGGCAGAGCCCAGGAUGGGCUCCAAGUCUCCGGGCAACACCAGCCAGCCGCCAGCCUUCUUCAGCAAACUGACCGAGAGCAACUCUGCCAUGGUCAAGUCUAAGAAACAAGAGAUCAACAAGAAGCUGAACACCCACAACCGGAACGAGCCAGAAUACAAUAUCGGCCAGCCUGGGACGGAGAUCUUCAACAUGCCCGCCAUCACUGGAGCAGGCCUUAUGACCUGCAGAAGCCAGGCGGUGCAGGAGCAUGCCAGCACCAACAUGGGGCUGGAGGCCAUUAUUAGAAAGGCGCUCAUGGGUAAAUAUGAUCAGUGGGAGGAGCACCCGCUCAGCGCCAAUGCUUUUAACCCUCUGAAUGCCAGCGCCAGCCUGCCUGCUGCUAUGCCCAUAACCGCUGCUGACGGACGGAGCGAACACGCACUCGCCUCGCCAGGUGGUGGCGCAAAGGCCAAAGUCUCCGGCAGACCCAGCAGCCGAAAAGCCAAGUCCCCUGGCCCAGGCCUGGCGUCUGGGGACCGGCCGCCCUCCGUUUCCUCUGUGCACUCGGAGGGAGACUGCAACCGCCGGACUCCACUCACCAACCGCGUGUGGGAGGACCGGCCCUCGUCCGCAGGUUCCACACCGUUCCCCUACAAUCCCCUGAUCAUGCGGCUGCAGGCAGGUGUCAUGGCCUCCCCGCCCCCACCUGGUCUCCCUGCGGGCAGUGGGCCCCUUGCUGGCCCCCAUCAUGCCUGGGAUGAGGAGCCCAAGCCGCUGCUCUGCUCGCAGUAUGAGACACUCUCCGACAGCGAGUGACUGUCAGAAUGGGGUCGGGGGGCGGCGCCAGGGCCCAGCAAGUGGCCGGAGCAGCCAGGCAAGGAGUGAGGUGGCUGCCGACUCCCCCCACCGAGGAAGGAGCCCCUGAGUCUGCCUGCGUGCCUGCCUGUCUGUCUGUCCAGAGCCGGCCGGCAUCCUUGCCUGUCUAAAAAGCCUUAACUACGACUCCCGCCCUGGGCUGGCCCUGUGCAGUGACCUUACUCAGGGGAUGUUUACCUGGUGCUCGGGAGGGGAGGGGGCCAGGGAGGGGGCACGGAGGGUGUGUGAUGGCCACAUGCACGCAGCCGGGGCGGCCAGGGACCCAAAGCAGGAUGACCAUGCACCUUCCAUGCCACUGCCUCCCCCCUUAACGCAUUUGGAACCAAAGUCUAAACUGAGCUAGCAGCCCCCGCACCCUCCCUCCAUCCCCAUCCCGCUUAGCACUCUAGACAGACGGACACGGGCCCUGUCCAGGCCCCAGCACUCUUGUCCCAGUCCCCACGGGCUGCCCUAGCCAACGAGACUGCUGAAAACCAAGUUAGGCCAGGUGGGCAGGCAAAGGGGCCAGGUGUGGCCUGGGGCAAGCAGAUGCUCUGAGGAACUGGACUUUUUUUUCACACAUCGUUGCCGCAGUGGUGGGCAGGAAAGGCAGGUGUAAAUGAUGUAUUGGUUUACAGGGUAUAUUUUUGAUACCUUCAAUGAAUUAAUUCAGAUGUUUUACGCAAGGAAGGACUUACCCAGUAUUAUUGCUGCUGUGCUUUCAAUCUUUGCUUACCGCUCAAGAGGCGUGUGCAGGCCAACAGUCGGUGACCCCCAUCAUCUGCAGGACUGAGGGGGAUGGGGGCUGCCAGCUCACCAGCUCCUCUGUGUCCUCCCUUCCUUGGGCAGAAUGAAUUUGAUGGGUAUUCUGUGACCGCCAUCUGCGCACGGCGGUGGCAUUCUGUCAUUUACACGUUGUUCUCAUUAAAAAGCAAAUUAUACUCAA
Molecule: messenger RNA, 9158 nt
Organism: Manis javanica (Malayan pangolin)
Lineage: Eukaryota; Metazoa; Chordata; Mammalia; Pholidota; Manidae
Gene: NCOR2
Product: nuclear receptor corepressor 2
Biological process (GO): negative regulation of transcription by RNA polymerase II
Cellular component (GO): chromatin
Molecular function (GO): transcription corepressor activity
Source: RefSeq, a predicted model, not a curated record